AUGUCGGCAUUGAAGAGAACCAAUUUAAACUCUGUCGUUCAAUUGAGAACUACAGUAGAUGACAAUCUCAACACUUCGUUAUCAGCGUUGGGCUACAAUGAAUCGUUCACUCUUAUAGACACAAAAAUAGCAUUGGGUUAUCUGACUGCUAUAAUAGCUGGUGGGUUGUACUUCUACGACAAGAAGUACGGAUUCGACGAGACUUUCAACCUCACGGUUGUAGCGGUUUUGGCAUAUUUUGCUAUAAGUGGAAUAUUAUGGUACUACACCUCAACCCCUCAAUAUAAAAAUGUGAAGUACGUUGGUUUCAACGACAAGAAAGAGAAGAUCACCAUUGCCACUUGGACUUCCAAGUUCGAGCCCGUUUACUACGUUCAGAUCACUACCUCGGAAGGUCAACGAAUUGACGCUCAGUUUGAGUUUAUGAAGCUUUUUGACGGUAUGGGAUACUAUAAAGAAGAGCAGUUAACUAAGCUUAUCAAGGCGGAACUUGAAAAGGUCAACAAAAAGAGCAUAUAG
Dujonia railenensis is the source of this 519-nucleotide messenger RNA. The record is from the annotation of a GenBank genome assembly. Lineage: Eukaryota; Fungi; Ascomycota; Pichiomycetes; Serinales; Debaryomycetaceae.